AUGAUGGACGUGGAAGACGACAGCUUUCACGUCACACGUGAAGGCUACUCCCAUCUGAGUGACUUAAAAUGGGAGGUAGUCGGCAGCAUGAUUGUGCUCAUGGGCGAAACCGCCAUUAGUGGCAUGUCGGAGUCUGUAAACAGAGACCAGCAACAUGCUGCUAUCAACAAGUUCCUACAAGGGGAACUUGCCAUCGAAAGACAGAAGGUAGCCUUGCUACAGCAGCAAGGCUCUCAUCAAUCGAUGGGCGGACCGACGCACACGCGUCGACCUGAAAUCUUAAAGAUCGAUAUCUGA
Molecule: messenger RNA, 297 nt
Organism: Peronospora matthiolae
Lineage: Eukaryota; Oomycota; Peronosporomycetes; Peronosporales; Peronosporaceae
Source: the annotation of a GenBank genome assembly